Penicillium daleae is the source of this 1395-nucleotide messenger RNA. RefSeq lists its product as uncharacterized. The record is from RefSeq and is a predicted model, not a curated record. Lineage: Eukaryota; Fungi; Ascomycota; Eurotiomycetes; Eurotiales; Aspergillaceae. The transcript is spliced from 5 exons. Bases 1 to 1395 code for a protein of 464 amino acids.
AUGGAUUUCUACUUUGAGAGAUGCCCCAAGUUUCAAUUCCCCGCAUCUUAUACUGUACUGUCAACUGUUGUGAUCUCGGACUUCUGGGAUGUGGCCAGUGCCAACGGAAAGGAGUUCCAUGCCCCGGGUAUCGCAAUGAGCUUGACAACCAGUUUCGGACAGAGAGCGUGGCGUCAUUCCUCUCGAAAAGAAGGAAACGUCUGGGUCUCGACAAAUUUGGAGCUCCAAAACUCCAUUGCCGAGUCAUGGGAUGAUCACUUGCUGCCCUUGGUUCUGAAUAAGUUCUCCUGCGAUGACGUUAAUGGCAACCAUAAUACCAUCUUCAAGGCCAUCACACGUGUGGUCUCCAUGACUGACAAGGGCUCUGCCCUGUACCAAGUCUGCAACGCAAUUGGACGCGUCUAUAUCACUAACAUGACAAACUGUCCCACCGCAAGGUCCCAACAGGCCUAUGCGUACGGAAAGGCGAUCGCCGCCAUUAAUACAGACCUCCGGGAUCCUCGGCGAUGCGGGCACGAUGAGAUCUUACUUCUUUCCAGCCCCGACUUCAGUUUUGUUGUCAAGUCUCCCGGAUGGUGUAUCCACACUCAGGGGAUGAUCGCGCUGCUCGAUCAGAGACCAGAAGAAGCGUUUAUAACAGCAGAGAAUCGGUCCCUAUUUCUGACUGUCUUCAAUACUGUACAAAACCAGGCGCUUAUCACGAGUCAAGACCAUUCCUGGGAGUUUGUCUCUUUGAUACGUCAUUUCUACAAACACUGUGAGCAUGUCGAAUUGAGUGUUGUUCGUACGGCUAUCUUCGCCCACCACUGCAGCCGGCUUUGCAUUGUGAUCCAAGAUCUAAUCGAGACCGGAAAUCAUGACUCGAUCCUCUCCAUGUACCCCUCCAUACUACACCACAUGGAAAAUUUGGAGACUAAAACAGCCCCUCUAUCCCAUGACAAGUUUCUAAGAGACUUAGUGAUUGACUCUCCGCAGACCGUGGUAAUAUUAUCUGAUUCCAUUCGAGAUGCAGGACUCCAAGGAUACCGAAGCACUUUUCGUCUUCAAGUAUCCUCAUUGGUGUAUACGCUUCUGGGAUUUGCGUAUCAAGCACCUACCUGUACACUGCAACAACAAGAACAAAUUCUCGAUGCUCAGCAACACUGUGUGAAAGAAUUUCAGUCUCUGGCGGACCAGGUUUUGGUGAUGCUAUCUUCAAUGCUCCAGUAUGAUGCUCUUCCGGGGUCGCCUGGUGGAUCGAAGAGCAAAUGUCUACCCUACACAGUUGGAGUUUGGGAUAUAUUCCGGCUGUGGCCAUUAAGACUUAUCCUCCUCUCUCCCAUCUCAUCGAAGCAGGAGAGGGAUAUGGCAAAUGGGAUACUCCAAAUGGUUCACCUACAAGUCAGAUUGAUCUAA